AUGACCCCAGUAUCCCUAAGAGGAAAAAUCUCCCGCAUCAACCCUCAGGUGGCGGACGGCCGCCACAUCAAAAAGAAACGGACGUAGCAUGCCAUCCAGAAAAACCCAUACCCGAGCCCCCACCCCACAAACAACAAAAAUGCCCGGCUACAUACGGGGAGAAAAAAUAGGGGCAUGGAGGCAGAAGGUGGUAUACGAUACCGCCGACGAUCAGCGCUGGCUCCUAGAUCCCACUCGGCGCCACUCUGCCUGAAGGUGUGGAAGCUCCUCCGGUCCCAUCGCUAGGUCGGGAAGGUCUGGGGGUGGUGGAAUUCCCAGACCCUGGAACAGACGCUUCGGGUCUCCUCCAGGCGACAAUAUGUGGGCUCUGCCGUCGCGAAACACCAUCAAUUUAAAGGGGAAGCCCCAUGCAUAUUUCAGGCCCGCUCCACGCAGAGCCCCAGUGAUAGGCCGCCAGUCCCUCCUCCUCUGUAGCGUCGAGGGGGCCAGGUCCUGGAAGAGAGAGAUCAGGGCUCCGUCGUGCCGGAUAGGUCCAUCCCUGCCCUUCUUCAUCAAGGCUUCCUUUGUCUUGAAAUAGAGGAAGUUUAUUAUAACAUCCCUCGGGGUGUUUGCAUCUGUCCUCUGCGUUUUCAUCGCUCUAUGUGCCCUCUCAAUAUGCCACUGUUCCUCCGGGAUGUUCGGAAGGAGAGGCUUAAAAAUUGAGAGCAAGAGCUCUUGCAGAUCUUCAUCCGGCCCUUCAGGUAAGCCCCUCAGGCGAAGAUUAUUCCUCCUAGAGCGGUUAGUGAUAUCCUCCAGGGCCAGGUCCAUGUCGACCACAUGAGUGGUCAUGCGGUUAACCCUAUCGGCUACCCCAUUGUGGGCCUGGGUGGUCGCCUCCAUGCGGUCUUCUAAUUUGGCUGUGCGCUCUCCCAGGGCGGAGAUAUCAGCCUGAAGUAUGGCCGUAGAUUUGGCGAUUUCCCCCGCGAGGAAGGCUUUCACCUCAGCCAGUUUUGCGAUUAUAUCGCUCUGAUCCGCAGACAGGGCAGCUCUAUCGGCGCCAGGCGAGGAGUGAACGGAGCCUCCGUCGCCAUCUUGGCUGCCUGCCCUGCCGUGACGAUGCACUGUAAGGAGGUCCAGAACGGAACCCCCGGGCUCCGUGGCCCUCUUAGCCUGCUUCUUGGGGGGUCUCCGUUCCAUAUUAGGGUAUCAGGGAAGAAGGGUUCGCCCAAAUAGAGGUCUCUAAUUGUAGCUUAUGGUGCCGGUGGAGCGGAGCUCUAGCAAAGCUCGACCGGACUCAUCGGCUGUCAGGCCACGCCCCUAGAUAACUCUGUUUGUUUGGUUGAGUGACUGUAUUCCUUCUAAGCUUUGACGUUUCUGCAUUGGCCCCAGGGGUAGACUAGCUUCGACACUCCAGAUGUUGGGAACUCCAUCUCCCCUGAUGCUUUGCAAGCAUUUUGGCUGUAAAAGCAUUAUGGAAGACGCAGUUCACAACAUCUGGAGUGCCGAAGGUUGUCUACUCCUAGGCUAGGCCGUGGACCACACAUGCACAGUCUGCAGCUUCGUUUCCUGUUCUCAUGCCGCAAAGUGAUUGAAAUUGAUAAAUGCAUCUCAGAACAAAUUGUCCCAAGCUGGUUGAUUAACAGCCCAAGUGUUCUUUCUCUGUUGCAGCUAUUUUUUUAAAAAUGAUGCUACUUUAGCUCAGUCUUAGCAAUGAGGGUGGAUUCAGGUUGCUCUAAGCUCCAUGCAUGUUGCAAUGAUGCAAAGUGCUUAUGGUGCUCAUAAUAACCCAAUAAGAUUUUUAUUUUUUUCAGGACUCUUAUUAUGUUUACUUUUUAGUGGCUAAUUGUCGGGUCAUUAUCUAGACAAGUCUUGUAGAAACGUGCAGAAAACUACAACAAGCUUGGGACCAUAUUAUCCACCAAUGCAACCAUUGUGUACCUUUAGAUGUUCAAAUGUUUUGAUCCACUAAUCCCAUAAUUCUAGAAACAACUAGGGGACCACAGUUUGUCACUCUUGUCCAAAGCCUUGUUUAACAUUGUGUGAAAUUUUUGUGAUGCCAAACAAUAAAUAUUCUUUUUUUAUUUCCGUUACAGCAUGGAAUGACGCCUCUGAUGCAUGCAGCCUACAAGGGGAAAGCGGAUAUGUGUAAAUUAUUGUUGCAACAUGGAGCAGAAGUGAAUUGUAAUGAGCAUGAACAUGGAUACACAGCCCUAAUGUUUGCUGGUCUUUCAGGUAUGAAUAGUCUUCAUUUAAUCAUCACACUAGACCCAUUAUCCACAACUGUGUGGCAGGCUGAGGGCCAAAUACACUGCAGAAUUACAAGAUUUCAGCCGAUUUGCUAAUUGGAUAUUUACCAAAGGGAAAUUUGUGGGGAAAAACGUUUACAUCUUAUGCAGUACCAUCCAGUCUCUGGUUUAAAAUCGGCAAUUCACAGAUGUUAAUUUCAUGUUAACGGGGUUAUUUAGUUAAGUGAGGCUUUGAAUCCAAACGAGCCAGUAAUUGACUCCGUAGACUCACUUCUAUUUUUUUAUUUUAUUUUUAUUUUUUUCAUUUAUUGAUUUUAGAACGAUUUCCUCUUAGUUCUCCCUCUACUAUCUGAAAUGCUCUUGGGUGCAAGGUGAUACCUGGUCCCAUCAACACCCACAACCGAGGGCCGGAUGGAAAUGGCAAUUUGUGGCACCGGAUUGACACGUUUUGCCAUUUCUGCGUGAGAUAAAGUAGUCUCUACUCUCAUUAUCAUGUGUCUCUUUCGAUUCCUUUGGAAUUUCAUGGAAAUUCAGGCAGUCGUUAUGAGUUCUUCAUGAAUAAUCUUUCUUUAUGAAAAACUCACAAGUAAUAGUGCCGGUGAUGCAAAGUUAGGUGAACGUUAUGUUGCUGUUUUGUUCGAUUAUCCCUCCUUUAAUUUACCUCAUUACUAGCUCUGCAGUGUUACACUUUUUGUAAUUGCAAAAUGUCAGCAUUGCAGUGCCCCUUUAAUAUUGGAAGGUUUAUGCAAGUGUGUCUGUGUUGUCUGCUUUUAAAUAUCACAGUCUCCAUGGAUUCUAACAAAAUGAAUCCUUUGUAUUGAUUGUUUCCUACUAACUUUGCAAAAGAAUAGAUCUUUGUUACUCUGUCUACAAAUAUUUCCAUUUUGUUUAGCAAUGUCGUUAAGCGGGUUUUUUUUUUGUUUGUGUUUUUUUAAACCCCUUAAGGACACAUGACGGAAAUAUUCCAUCAUGAUUCCCUUUUAUUUCUGAAGUUGUGUAAAAAUCUUUUCCAAAUAAGGCCUCAAUUUUAACAUUUUUGGAUAAGCUUUCCAAAUUAUUUAAUAUUUUUGGAUACAUUUUUCAAAAUCUUAAAAUAUUAAAAAGAUCUAAAUAUUUUCAUUAAAAAAUAAAAUUAUAUAUAUAAUAUUCUAUCAUUUUAAAAGUCUUUCACUAUUAAAUAAUGUAAAAAGCUUAUUCAAAUAUUCAUCUAAGGCCCAAGGACCUGCCACCUCUUCAUCUUUAUCACUAGAAUACUCCCUCCAACCCUCCCCCUUCCUGCUCUGCAAAACAACUUUACCAUGGUAAACUUAACCAUUCUACACCUGGAGACAACAUGUCUCUUACCUCCCUCCAAGGCCUUGUGAGGAAAGUACCUGGACUUAAAUGUUAAUACAAAAAUGUACGCACUACAGUACUUAUGUUUGAACAAUUGUUUGUACUCAUGUUUAAAGAAAUGUUUUAAUGGAAUGUAACAUUGUAAGAAAACAAUAAACACAAAAUUAAAAAAAAUAACUCUCUUCCUUCUAUUCGAUUGGUGUCCAUACAUGGGUGUCAAUCGUUCCCAAGAAGUAGAGUUUAAAAGAUGAAGGUGAGAGAGAGAGAGAGAGAAGAAAAAAAAAAAAAAAAGAAAGAUUACUCCAAGAAUCAUUAAUAGUACCGCCUGCUAUAUUGGUUAUGAUAGUUGGAGUACCUCGGUGCUGAUCCCCAGUAAGAGUGUAAAAUAUUUUGCAAUGGAUUUACUCUUACUGCUGCGGGAGCUGAUUCCUCCCCCCCACCUAAUGACAGCUGAACUGCAUCCAGCUACUGUAGAAUCCUGCCAUCCAUUCAUUGGCUGAGAGCUAAUGAAAAUAUCAAAAUUCUUUUUUAUUUAUUUUAUAAAACCUGACCGAUCUGAUUUAAGCCCUUUUGCAUGCCUGCUCCUGGUUUAUUAUCUACAGCGUAACCUGGGAAAUAUGUACUUAUUUAUUUUCAACUAUGUAGUAAACAGGGUUCAAACUGUGGUUUUUAUUCUUUGUUCCAGUUUCUGAAUGUGUUACUUGUACAUCAGGUCAAACUUGUACAUAAUUGCCAGUUUGCCCUGUACAGAUGUAAAGCGUCAUUGGAAAAUUUAUUUCUGAACAUGGCUUUCACCCAAAUGCUAUUUAGUCUACAAAUGCUCACCAUUAAAUAUCUGCAGAUUAUGAUGCAGGAUGCGAGAUUUAGAGGUUAUUUUACCCCCCUUCACCCUCGUUGGGAUAGAAAACGACAUUCCAUGCAAUUCAACUACUGAGGUGGAGAAUUAUUGAUUGUUGUAUAAUGUGGCAUAUGUUUGCAAGAUUGGUUUCAAUGUUAUUAAAUUCUAAAACUAGGGGGGAAAACCAAAUCUGUUUCUUCCUACCUUUAUUUUUAGUACCUUUACUUUAAUAAAUCAACCUGGGUUGUCAGUCCACCGCAUAUCAUUGUUAACACAGACAAAUCUCUGUGUGAACACUGCUACCAUGCUCAUUAAAAGAAAGAAUUCACAGCAACUUUUUAACGUUUUUUGUGUCUAUUUAUAUACAGGUAAAAAGGAGAUUGUCUGGAUGAUGUUGGAGGCUGGAGCUGAUCCUGAUGUAUUGAAUUCUGUUGGGAGAACAGCUUCUCAAAUGGCUGCCUUUGUAGGUAAUUGGGAUAAUAUAUGUUUUUACUUUUAAAUAAUUGUGGCCAUUUGUAGAAUGUGUCUCCGUAUAUUUGUCAGACAUUGUGAUGCCCUUAAUGUUUAGUUUGAAAUAUAUACAGUUUAAUUUAUUGCACAACAUACAUCCGCUUAACAAUUUUAAUGAGAGGCUCUAGUAGAACACCAGAUUGGAAAAUAAACCAUUUUGUCUCUAAAGUACUAUCAACCAUUCUUGACACAUGUCAAGGAUGCUUUGUUUGUGUGGUGUACUGUGUUUUAGGUGUGUAAUAAACAUUCUCACUCCAAUAACAUGCGAAGCCCCAUGCAUAUGCACGUGACUGGCUGUAUGUUUUGUUAUUUGUUAAUUUUAUUUGCUUAAUGUUAACUGAGGGAAAUAGCUACAACAAUUUGUGAAACCUUUCUCUUUAUAGUCACAAUUUGGAUAAAAAGAUCCCCUUAAUCUAAGUGAAAGAUGAUCUGUUGUUUGAGAAUGCUACACUACAUACUGAUAAAACAUAUCUGGUCACUUGUACACACAGUACGUUUUUCUGAAAUCUGUUUUACACAGAGAUAGUAGCUUGCUUAAACUCUUUCCUUGUUCUGUCGCACGUUAUUAUUAUUGUUAUAUUUAUAUAGCGCCAACAAAUUCCGUAGCGCUUUACAAUGGGCGGACUAACAAAAAUGUAAUCCUAACCAGACAAGUUUGACGCACAGAAACAGAGAUGUUGAGGGCCCUGCUCAAUGAGCUUACAUGCUAGAGGGAGUGGGGUAAAGUGACACAAAAGGUAAGGGUAGUAUUAGGGAAGUAGAUUGGCACAUCAAAAUCCAUCCAGCCUUCUCAGUAGCAGUUUUCUGGGGCUAUUUUAUGGGUUCUUAUCUGAUAGAGAGAUAUAUAUAUAUAUAUAUAUAUAUAUAUAUAUAUAUAUAUAUUAAUAUAUUAUAAUUUUUUUACUCCAUCCAUUAAGACCGUUCUUACAAAUAUUUUGGUAUCUGCUUCAAUUUCUACAACUUUCCACCCUGCCAUUUCACAUCCUGAUAGACAUAUGAGAUGCAGCAGAAAGGAUCAUAAAGCUUGCCUACCCCAACUUUCUAUAGGGAUCAUUCGAUUUAAACAUGACUAGGGUAUUAUCAAUUAAACCAGAAAACAGCUGACAAGGAAUAGAAAAUGUUAUUACUAAAUAACAGACUUGGAAAAGCAUCCGGAACUUUGUGGUGUUUUAUUAUUAGUGGGGUUUUUUUUCAGUUUGGCUAUCAAUUUUCCCAUACGUUUUCUAUUACUUAAAAAAUUUAGUCAAUAACCCCAAAAAUGUCUGUAAUUUAACUUUACUUACCUUUCUUCUUAAAUUUCUCCCUGUACCCCAAUUAGUGUAACCAUGGAUGGCCUGUAUCUAGCGACCUUACCCUGCCUAAGAAAAUUGUAGUCUCAUUAUUUUGUUUAUACCUUAAUGAGGCUAAACAUGUUUUUUCUUCAUGCUGCCUCUUAUCUUUAGAAUGUCGUUAUAUUAUGGUCCAUCCUCCACAACUGUCUUUUCCCUCUCAGAUUAUGAACUAUUAGAAGAAAGAAAUUGGCACACUAAUGUAUCCAUAAAUGUUGUACAUGUUUUGUAAUGUACUGCACUCCUCUACAGUAACAUUGAGUCUAGUAUCUGCUCUCAUUAUGUAUUGUGUACAGAUACAUUACAUGUAAAGAAGGAUACAAAGUUCACUUUUCAGAAUUCUAAAAUGGAGUCUCUGUGCUAAUCCCUCUUUACUCUGUUGAACAUAACUGAUCAAUUUUAUGGAGUCAAUGCAUUUAUAUGUUUCAGGCCAGCAUGAUUGCGUCACAGUAAUCAACAAUUUUUACCCUCGAGAAAAGUUGGACUAUUACACCAAGCCACAAGGGCUAAACACGGAACCAAAAUUACCUGUAAAACUGUCUGGUCCUUUGUACAAAAUUAUUACAACUACAAACCUUCAUCCUGUCAAGGUAAGAUGUCUUCCAAGUCCCAUAAUGCUUUGCUUUUAUUGGUGAUCAUUCCAUAUUAUGCAGAUCAUGUAGAAAACUUUUAGUUUUAGAUGGAAUGACGAACUGCAACAUGUUAAAAUUUGUGGAAUAGAUACUUAAGUAAAGUAGCUCUGUCACCCCAUGAGUAUUUCACAAAGAUCAUAUCUUUAUGAAAUAUCUUCAUACUUUUCAAUGUCAUUGAAAUUCCAGCACAGACAAGUGCAAAUAGUGCUUUUCAUACACUUGACAAAACUUGCCAAAAGGUGAAUCUACCUUUGUCAAGUUUUGUCAUUUUGUUCCAGCCAUCACCAGUGACCGCUAUAGGCAAAAGGCGCUGUCUAUGGAAGAUCGAACCUCCAUAGAUCUCAAAGUACAUGCACGAGAGAACAUCACUGACAUGGGCUCCUGGCAGAUGAAGUGCCAGGAGCUGAAAAAGACUGGCAAGAAAUGGAGCCCGCAAGUAACCAGUUCGGCUAAGUAUAACUCCACUUCCCCUACGGCCACCAGACACCGAACUGAACAGUCACCAUUGGGUGUCUUUGCAAAUUAUUCAAUGACUCCUGAUGCUGACAGAGCGGCUUUAAUAGUUCUUUCUAUGUGCUUGUUAAUUAACUCUGCUACAUAGUGCUGUAUAAAAUAUAUCAUGUUUAUAAUAUGGUUUACAAGGAAAGGGCUGCGCUUAAAAAGUACUUAAAAGGUAUUAAGAGUCCAGAUAAAGUUGAUGAAAAAAAGGAAGAGGAUCUUAUCUGACAAUGUCCGUAGUAUUUAGUCCGGAGCAGUAAUCUUGCUUUCUAUCUUCCUUUUGGGCUGUCUCGUAUGUAAGAGAUGAAAACAAAUACAGAUCCCAAAUAGUGUAGUAUAUCUUAAUAAAACGGGAAUUAAAAUAUAAGACUUGAAUGCAAACUCACAUUUCCAAGAGCUAGAACCUGCUCUGGUGUAAAGGGCGUACAGCGGUUUAGAUCCCCGCUUAUGGGAUAUGGAAUGCUUAUCCUUCACGUGCCUCGUCCUUCCGUAGAGUGGGAGAUACUCAAAUAAAAAGAGACAGCUAAUAGUGCUCUCUGUAUAAAACUGAAGAUAAAAUAUAAAAUAAAAAUGGAUACUCACAAGACAGGAGCAGGUCAACUGCUCCUGAUAUAUCGCGCUGGUGGAAUGAUCCCCACCUAGGAUUGCUUGGAGUCCAACGAAUAGUGCCAGGAAAUAAUAAUAAAUAUAUGUGUAUAGAAAGAUAAGUGGUACAAUAAAAAGUUACCAAAUAUACUUUAAUUAUAACAUUACACAAUAUAAAAAACCAUAAACGCGUUUCGCCAGUCGGCGUUAUCAAUAUGGGUAAAAAGCUUUUUACCCAUAUUGAUAACGCCGACUGGCGAAACGCGUUUAUGGUUUUUUAUAUUGUGUAAUGUUAUAAUUAAAGUAUAUUUGGUAACUUUUUAUUGUACCACUUAUCUUUCUAUACACAUAUAUUUAUUAUUAUUUCCUGGCACUAUUCGUUGGACUCCAAGCAAUCCUAGGUGGGGAUCAUUCCACCAGCGCGAUAUAUCAGGAGCAGUUGACCUGCUCCUGUCUUGUGAGUAUCCAUUUUUAUUUUAUAUUUUAUCUUCAGUUUUAUACAGAGAGCACUAUUAGCUGUCUCUUUUUAUUUGAGUAUCUCCCACUCUACGGAAGGACGAGGCACGUGAAGGAUAAGCAUUCCAUAUCCCAUAAGCGGGGAUCUAAACCGCUGUACGCCCUUUACACCAGAGCAGGUUCUAGCUCUUGGAAAUGUGAGUUUGCAUUCAAGUCUUAUAUUUUAAUUCCCGUUUUAUUAAGAUAUACUACACUAUUUGGGAUCUGUAUUUGUUUUCAUCUCUUACAUACGAGACGGCCCAAAAGGAAGAUAGAAAGCAAGAUUACUGCUCCGGACUAAAUACUACGGACAUUGUCAGAUAAGAUCCUCUUCCUUUUUUUCAUCAACUUUAUCUGGACUCUUAAUACCUUUUAAGUACUUUUUAAGCGCAGCCCUUUCCUUGUAUUCUUUGUGUUUUAUUUUAAGGGUUUUUGAGGGAUUCCCUUAUAGGGUUGCUGCUAAAUUUUUGUUAUUCAGCGCUUACUCAUUGUUCUGGUUUUAUAAUAUGGUUUGUCCACAAUGGAAUUUGCUAUCUUAUAUCUUUCAGAUAGUUUUUAUGGUAAAGGAGAACCCACUUUUGAUGGAAACAGAUGCUCUUAAAAAAUGCAGUAACGUGUUGGAUCAAAUCUGUGAAAAAUGUAUGAAGCAACAAGAUAUGAAUGAAGUUUUGGCUAUGAAAAUGCACUAUAUUAGUUGUAUAUUACAGAAGUGCAUUACCUACAUACAGGAGAAAGAAGAUAAACUGGACACGUUUAUAAAAAGGUGCUCCUAUUCUUUAACAUAAUAUGUAAUGUGUAAUUUUAAAAAUCUCUGUACACUGGGCUUUCAGCUUUCUGCAAGGAGCACUCUGGACACAUAAAGCACUUCAUCUUUUUUACAGUUUAUAAAAGUUCAAUUUCAUUAGAAAUUGGCAGUUUUAUAACUGCGGCAGAAACACUUCCCUGGCUGUCAGUCAAAUUGUCAGGUAAGUCGUCUUCUGCUUCCAUUAGCUCUACAGAGCUAACAGCAGUGGCAGGUAUGCUGGUCUAUGGUGUUUCUGCCUUCUUUCCUUCUCAGUGAGAUUUACUGUGAGACUCAGUGAGACACUAUUAUGUUUUUACAAAACAUGGGCCUCUCCUUGCCAUCUGGUCCAUUUGCAGGGCCUCUUUUUUCCCCCAGCUUCGAAUGUGGAUAACCCUGUUCCAUCCAUUUCACAAGCUUCACAGAGUCCUGGAUGAGUGUUGGAGACGAACUUCUGUUGAAUCAGGUAUCAGUUUAAUGUCCAACUGUUACAACAGAAGCUUCCGCACCCCUCUCUUUUUAUGUGUUUGAGUAUUGGCCAGCACUCCAUCGUUUUGAGUUCUUAAUCCUGUCUUCAGUCCUUUUCUCAAUUACUUAGAUUGCUAGCCCUAACCUCUGAACAUCGUCAAUAUAUUGAGUCAUUGUAUUAUAAUCGUGAAUAGGGCAUUGUGACCUUAGUGAAUACUGACCAUGUGUCAGGGUAGCGGUACGGACACCGGAACCCCUUAGUGCCUGAUGAGAAGUUAGGAGUCUUCAGCGUGGAAGUGGAUUAUCAGGGCCUGGUGCAGGGCAACCACACGCCCUUUGGUGUUGAGCACCAGCAUUUGUGCAGCCACAUACCAGAACCCUGAUGCAGCUACAGCGGAUGCCAGGAACUAGAAGCUAGGAAGUAAGCAGACCUCCCAGGAGCUGAAUAGGGAGGCUCUGCAACAGACAUGUAUCCAGUACAGAAACAAGGCAAGACUAGAGAUAGGCACCAAACAUGGAAACAAGACAGAACUAGUAGAACCCAGAACCAGAGAAGGAUAGGAAGCUAAACCCAGGACAUGUACAUAAUACAUAAGGGAACAUGAACUAAACAGGGGCAGGACAGGACUGUACAUGGACUGGGAUUACAAAAUAAAACAAGACAAAAUAUGAUAGGCAAAACAAGAGGAGAAAUAACUAGGCACUAUAUAUGAAAAGUAUGGGGAUUUAGUUACAUUAUAUGAUUAUACAUUGCAUAAGCCUGCUACAACGCCAAUGUACCCCAUAUUCGGCAGGCCCUACUCUGCCUAAUGUUCACUAAAAGAACCACACUAAACCACAAUAGCACUUACCUGCAAGAAAGGGCAGGACCCUGAAACAAAAAGGAAUGAUGGAAAACAAACAGGUGUGGGAACAUAAAACAAACAUUUAAAUGAAUCCAAGAGACUGGGAAACCCAGGGAUGGAAUAUAAGAAUGAACCCAGAAACCCAGCAUAAAGAAAACCAGACAUGGAAUAGAAAACCAGAAAAACUAAGCAAGGAUUGUAAAAAAAAGAGUACUGGAUACCAGAAGCCAAGUCAGACAUCAGAGCAGAGCAGAGCAGAGCAGAUCCUGACACCAUGCCAGGUCUCCCCUAGAUAGGCUGCCUUUUUAUUCAAUCAAAUUUAUAUUUAUAACCCUCCAGAAGCUUGUUAUCCUAGUACCCCAGUGUCCCUCAUGCACUCUUAUUUUAAAAAUUCAGGCUACAAUACUUUACAUUUUUUCAUGUACAUUGUGCCUGCUUAAUAUUGCACAUUAAGAAAAAGUUUUUAGAUUGUCUAGAUAAUUUUGCUCAUUACGAUCAGCUUGCUAAGACCUAAUAAGAUCAAAUGGUAUUUGUUGCCGUGUGGUUCUCCAAAUGUUAAUUUUAGAUUGCAGACAACACUUAACAGGAUCUCUCAUUUUUUCUGAAAAAUAUCAAAAAGAUCCAAGAUGUACAAUAAAUUAUACUACUAAAAGUAUAUUUGUAAACCAUAACGUUAAUAACUUCCAUCAUGUGUUUACCUUUCAGUUUAUUAAAGGGCAGAGAUUCUGAUUGCUUCCCAGUGUUCCAAGAAAAAUUAAUCCGAGAGAGUAUCAGGAAAUUCCCCUAUUGUGAAGCAACACUUCUACAACAGCUUGUGAGAAGCAUUGCACCUGUCGAAAUUGUAAGAAGAAAACGUUUACCUUCUAAAUUAGGACCAAGGCUUUGUACUAUGGCUAUUAGCAGAAAUAAUGUUAUAUAAUUGGUAGGAUAUAGUCUCCUUAGAAUUGUAUAUUUGUAUUGUAAUAGCAGACAUAUAGAGACAGAGGAGAAAGCAAACUAACUCAUCCUUGUCAGAAUUCCGUAUUCUGGUUGGCUGCCUGGUGUUUAAGCCAAUCAAAAUGCAGCUGCAUGUAAAAAGCUACCAGUGACCAGAAUAAAACGUAGACCUUAGUGAGCCAAUAAACAGAAAACGCAUGUCCUGCAACAAUGUUGACCUUCUAAAAAUUCGAUUUUUUUUCUAUACAUUUGAUGCUUCACUGCCUCUUUUAACUCAAACAUUUUGCCUAGUUACAACAUUUGCAUUUUUUUUCUGACUUUAAAAAUAUAAUGCUCACCAAGAAUGUGGUUAUAUUACUACAUCAACUAUUCAUGACCGUAUUGUUUUGUUUUUUAAUAAAAGGUUUAUUCUUACUUGGAUAAUUUUAACGUAGAUUUUAUUGGUGAUUGGAUCUUUCCCUCAUUAACCCUUUUAUUCCUCCAGGGAUCUGACCCUACGGCCUUCUCUGUACUGACCCAAGCAAUCACUGGCCAAGUGGGCUUUAUAGAUGCAGAAUUUUGUACGACCUGUGGAGAAAAAGGGGCAAGCAAAAGGUGCUCAGUGUGCAAAUUGGUAAGUUCAAUAUGCUCGUUCCUUAUAUAGUGUCACAUUCUAAAAUGAUGUUCUAUUGCUGUGUAUGUUUAUUACUCUCCUUACUCAGUACUUGAUGUUCUAGUGUCCAGUGCAUCUUGGGCUAUGGGAAGCAUUACUGCUGUUCUUGUCACUAGCAUUGUAUAACAUGGCAGGUCUGGCUGUAUCUUAGUGACAGGGAGUAUACGCUGUGAAUUAGAUGUACGUCUGGACACUGUUUCAGAACUGUUAUGAUUCACUUCUAUUAUGGCACUUUGUACCUUAUAUCCACAAAACAAUGUCUGAUGUGUUUGUGUAGUGACUUAGUGCAGUGAUUCUCCUCUGGUGCAGAUUACUGGUAAGAUUUGCAGGUCUAAGGACAAGUACACAGUGUGUACAUACAAUAUACAUGAUUCCACUGUGUGUGUGUAUAUGUAUAUAUUAAAGAGAGGAAAAGAGAACUCUUAAAGAUUGUUUUAAUAAUAACAGGAUACUUUAAUUCCAGCUUAAAUAGAGACUCUUAGUCCAAAACUGCAUAAUUUGUUAUUAAAUAUAAUUUAUUGUUGCCCCAAAAAUAUGAAUUUACUAAAAUUUGCACAAAUAUUUUUUAAGGCUUCCAUAGCUGCAGAACUGACCUCUGCAACUACAAAAGAUCUACCUCACUGUUCCCAAGUAUUUACUACUUGUUGAUGCGGAACAUUGUACAUUGAAUUGGGACAUCUGGUUGUUUAAUAAGAAGCCAUGCAGGGUUAUUCACCAACAUUUGACUUGCCUGGAACUCAACAUGAAUCUGAAAUUGUAGGCCAAAGUAACUGAUGUGUUUUUACAAUACAUCAUUGACUUGUAUGCACCAAUGAAAAAGUAUCGUAAAAAGUAUGAUUUAUAACAUUUGGCUUUGUUUUGAAGAUAAAGGCUUUGAUUUUUAUACAUUUUGUAUAUAGACUUCCAAACAAGCAGAGGUUUUUUUUUUUUUUCUCUUAUACUAAAUAUAGGGAGUGUUUUAUGCAGGAUCAACAUAGUACAUCUCUCCUUAAUUACCUUUAACAACCCCAAGCUUUUUUCUUAUCAGUACCUUUUCAGUGGUAGAUCAUUUUUAUGCAGCUCUACACAAUGACUGUUAAUGUAUUUUUCAUCCUAGUGUUGUGCUUUGCAGUUAUUACAUUCGUUUUAUAAUUAUAAUUUUAGAACUCCAUUAAGGUAAUUUUAACAAAAUGGUUUAAGAAGAUAAUUGAUAAGUUAAAAAAAAAAAGUAGUUUUGCAUUUUACCAUUCUGUUCAGUGUAGCUCAGUCCUCUGAUAAUUUUAUAAAGCCAGAAAACCUUUUAUAUCCAUCUACAAUUCUACAGUAUAAUCGCAUACUGGUUCCCGAACCAGAAUUAUUCUAAGAGGCUUAUUUACAAACCCCAAGCUGGUCUUAAUUUAACCGAAAAGUGUACCUUAAAAAUUCACACAGAAAACAACCCUUACUCUAUUAUUUAUUUGUAUUUUUUUUUAUUACAAAAAUGUAUGUUACAAAUAUUCAGACAAAUUUAUACAUAUUCUCUUAUAAAUACGGUAAUUUAUAACUGAAUAGAGACAAAAAAACUAAAUUUAUUGGUGAAAGUGCUUUGGGCACAUAAACUUUGCCCUAAACCGUAAAUACAUCCUUCUAAACCUGCUAACAUUGGGAGGUGUUAAAGGGACACUAUAUGCACCAAAACAAUGUUAGCUUAAUGAAGCAGUUUUGGUGUAUAGAUCAUGUUCCUACAGUCUCUCUGCUCAAUGCUUUGCCAUCCAGAAAUCACUUUGUUAAUGCAUUCCAAGUCAUGCCUCCCUGCAUGUGGUGCAUGUGACUUACACAGUCUCCCUACAUAUUUCCUGUAAAAAGAGACCUUAAUGUUUAAUUGUUGCAUGGUCUGUUUAACCCCUUAACGGCCGGGGACGUACUAGGUACAUCUGAAAAAAAAUGGUUAACGACCACGGAUGUACUAGGCAAAAAGGACACCUUUACUUACCUGGAUCGGCGAUCCCAGUCGGGGCGGACUGCUCGAGAUCCCAGCAGUCCCACUGCAGCAGCUCCGGCCACCUAGGCCCUCCAGGGCCAUGUGAUCAUCAUGAUCACAUGGCCGCAACAGGAGUCUAUGGAGCUGCCAGCAAGGGGACUGUCUGAGCUGUCAGGCAGUCCCCAAGGCUGCUAAAAGUGAAAAAUAAAUUAAAUAAUGAAAUAAAUAUAUUAUAUAUGUAUAAUAUAUUAUAAAAUAAUUAAAGCAUUUUAUAAUAUAUUAUGCAUAUAUAUAUAUAUAUAUAUAUAUAUAUAUAUCACUAUAAGUGUACUUUGAGAUAUAUACACACAAAUCUCAAAAUACACUUCUAAUGUAAUCAGAUAUAUAUGCAUUAUAGAUGUAUAAUAUAUUAUGAAUGCUUUAAUUAUUUUAUAAUAUAUUAUACAUAUAUAGGAAAUAAGUGUAUGUAUAUGUGUAUAUAGAUAUAUAUAUAUAUACACACACUUUUUUUUCCUAUAUAUGUAUAAUAUAUUAUAAAAUAAUUAAAGCAUUUUAUAAUAUAUUAUACAUAUAUAAUGCUUAUAUACAUAUAGUUAAUGCAAUUAAACACAAAUACACACACCAGGCAAGCCAUAAGACGUGCUCUUACCACAGAAAUCUCACUUUAACAGUGCUCUCACUAAUGCAAGGGAUUCUGGGUAGGCGUAUGCAAAUGAUCUCAACAAAGACACACACACACACACACGUAUUAUCUGUGUGUGUACACAUUCUACAUAUAUAUUUAACUAUUAAUUUUACAUAAUUAUUUGAUAUUAUAAUUGGAGGGACCUGCCUGACAACCCAGGCAGAGAUUCCAGAGAAUUUAAUUGGCAUGGCCUAACCCUGUAACGUUCCAAAACACCAUAAAACCUGGGGGGGGGGUGUUGUUAUACUCGGGAAACUUCGCUGAACACAAAUAUGAGUGUUUUACAAAGUAAAACUUAUCACGACAAUAUCACCAGUAAAAGUGCCGUUUUUGUUUAAAAAAACAAACAAACAAACAAACAAAAACGCUAACUUUGGCCAGUGUUCAUGACUAAGUGGCUACUACAAAAGACUGGACAUAAGCCAUUUUGAAUACCCUGGGUUGUCUACAUUUGCAAGUGGGAUGCCAUGAUGGGGUUAAUUCACAUUCCUGGGCUACCAGAUGGUCUCAAAAUGCAACAUAGACCCAGCAAACCAAUCUGGCAAACGGAAAUGGGCAAGCCCUGUAACUUUCCAAAACACCAUAAAACCUGUACAUGGAGGGAAUUGUUAUACUCUGGAGACUUUGCUGAAAUAUGAGUUUUUCAAAACCGUAACACACAUCACAGCAAUAUAAUUGUCAGUGAAAGUGACUUUUUUUGCAUUUUCACACAAACGGCACUUUAACGGAUAUUGUUGUGAUACAUUUCACUGUUUUGAAACACUAAUAUUUGUGUUCAGCAAAGUCUCCUGAGUAUACAAACCCCCCUCUCCCACCCAUGUAGAGGUUUUAUAGUGUUUUUGAAAGUUACAGUGUCAAAUAUAAGGCUUGAUUUUCCGUUGUUUCACAGUGAAAUUUGCCAGAUUGGUUAUGUUGCCUUUGAGAGCGUAUGGUAGCCCAGGAAUGAGAAUUACCACCAUGAUGGCAUACCAUUUGCAAAAGAAGACAACCUAAGGUAAAAAAGACUGGACAUACCCCAUAUUGAAUACUUUGGGUUGUCUACUUUAAAAAAAAAUAAAAAAAAUAAAAUGUACAUGUGAAGUGUGAUUCAGAGAUUGAUGACAGAUAAGUGUUACAAUGUCACUACUGAUACAUUUAAAAAAUGUAAAUUGUGAAAUAGAAGAAAAACAAGUUACCUGCGCUCUCUCCUUAAUCUCUAUGUAUUUUUAAACAAAUGGAGGUUUUUUUGUUACCUCCAAUGGUCAUGAGAGGAUGACCCAGGUGGGUCCUAACUAACCAUUCACCUUGCUUCCUUGAGCUUCUGGCAAAGAUCUCUGAGACAGAAAGGGGUAUUUUUUAUAUACACCCCUAUAUAUUAUUAACACUUAAUAGGGAACACAUGGGAUGGGUGGCUGCAUUGUAACAAGCCUGAGUGAAGGUAUCGUAUAUACUCGAGUAUAAGUCGACCCGAAUAUAAGUCGAGACCCCUAAUUUUACUCCAAAAAACUGGGAAAACUUGUUGACUCGAGUAUAAGAGUAGGAUAGGAAAUGCAGCAGCUACUGGUAAAUUUCUAAAUAAAAUUAGAUCCCCCAAAAAUUACAUUAAUUAAAUAUUUAUUUUUUGGAUAUAAUGAAUGCAGUGUGUGUGUGUGUAUAUAAUGCAGUGUGUGUUUAUUAUUAUUAUUUUAAUAUUAACUUUUUUAAUAUUGUUAAUAUUUUUAUUUUAUUUUAAUAUAUUAUUUACAUUUUUAUUUAUAUUUUUUUCGUCCCCCCUCCCUGCUUGUUAGCUUGCCAGGGAGGCAUGGGCUGUGUAGGAGGGGGGCUGGCAGCGAGCUGUAACUUACCUUUCCGGUCAGCUCCCCUUUCAGCUCCCACUGUAAGUCUCGCGGUGUGACUGCUGCGCGGAGACCCCGCGGCUCUCGCAAGACUUACAGUGGGGAGCUGACCGGAACGCAGGAGAAGGGAGCUGCAGGAAAGGUAAGUUACAUCUCACUGCCAACCCCCAACAGGACUGCCGGGCUUGUAAUGAGCCCGGCGGUCAUGGUCUGUAUUAUGGCAAUGUAAGUUGUCAUAAUACAGACAGUGACUCGAGUAUAAGACGAGUGGGGGGUUUUCAGCACAAAAAAUGUGCCGAAAAACUCAUCUUAUUCUCGAGUAUAUACGGUAACUUGUUUUUCUUUGGUUUUUACUAUAUAUUGGGGCUGAUGUGUACUGUAGUUUUUGCUGCUGCCCAGUGAUGGGAGUGAUCACAGGACUUAUCUUUCUGCAUUUGUAUCCAUUUUUUGAAUCACUCAGCCUUGUUACAAUGCAGCCGCCCAUCCCAUGUGUUCCCUAUUAAGGGUUAAUAUAUCUGUCAUAAAUCUGUCAUGGUUUUUACUAUAUAUUGGGGCUGAUGUGUACUGUAGUCUUUGCUGCCGCCCAGUGAUAGGAGUGAGCGCAGGACUUAUCUUUCUGCAUUUAUGUUGUGAAACAGCAAUGUCCUACUUGUACUUAUAGCCCUAUAACUUGCACAAAAAAAAAGCUAAGAACAUGUUAACAUUGGGUAUUUCUAAACUCAGGACAUAAUUUUGAAACUAUGUAGCACGGGUGUUUUUUUUGGCAGUUGUAGAUGCGUAACAGAUUUUUGGGGUCAAAGCUAGAAAAAGUGUUUGUUUUUUUUGUUUAGUUUUUUUCCCAUCGUAUUUUAUAAAAAAAAAAUUUUAUAGUAAAUUAUAGGAUAUGAUGAAAAUUAUGGUAUCUUUAGAAAGACCAUUUAAUGGUGAGAAAAACUGUGUAUAUAAUAUGUGUGGGUACAGUAAAUGAGUAAGAGGAAAAUUGAAAAGCGGUUUGGUCACUAAGGGGUUAAUUUCUUAUCUACUGCUGUGACUGGUUUUACUUUUUAUUUAUUAUUUAUUUAAUUUUCAUUAUUUCUUCCAGGUGAUCUACUGUGAUCAAAACUGCCAAAAACUUCACUGGUUUACACACAAAAAGAUAUGCAAAAUACUGAAAGAGAAAAGGGAGAAACACGAGCUAGAAGAUGCCAAAGAGAAGAAGAGGCAAGAAAAAUAUAAUAACCAAGGUCUGUGUAUUGGGAUUGUAUAUAUACAUACAGGCUUCUGUUUGUAUGAAAGAAAUUUCUAUAACGUUGGGAUUAUAAAUCUGUAUUCCUAUCGUUAUAGUCUUCCUGUUCCUAGUAGUAUUGGAUGUCCCCCACGCCUUUCGAGAUUAAAAGGGUUUAAAACCUUUUUAUUUAUUUAUGUUUAUUUUUAAACUUGCCUUGAUCCCGUUCAAAGGCUCCCGCUGCUGAUCUCUUCUCCCGAGACAUAGUAACGGAGGAGGACCUGUGUGGUCUCAUAGAGGAGUGGUGGUGGUUGCGGAGCUCGCAUUUAUUAUUAGGAAAGCAUUGAGUCAAUGCUUACCUUCGGGGCUUCCGGAUCACAUGACAGUGUUACGAAAGCCCCUAUAGUGGCUGUGAGUAUGCAGGGUUAAGAGGACAGGGACACUGCACCCCUACUACUUUAUUGAGAUGAAGUGGUCUUGGUGACUGUAGUGUUCCUUUAAGGGUUUUGAUUUUUUUCCCCUGCUUAAUUGUAUUUUAUUAUAAUACUAGGAACCUAGAAGCUUUAGUGCUUUGUGAUCCAAUGAUUUCUCAUGUCCUUUUCCUCUGUCAACAGAAAUAGAAAGGUCCUGAGACAAAGAAGCAGUUAAUUCUCCAAAGUUAUAGAACUAAUGUAAAAGCCCCUAACAAAUCCAAUUGGCAGCGACUGUUAAGUUUAAACAUUUCCCAUAGCAAAUUGGAGACGAGAAACACUGCGUUUUAAUGCCAUAUGGUAAAUACUUCCAUCACAUUGGAUGCAGCCGCUAACUCACUCAACUUGACACCUGUUUAAGCUUGUUGUGAAGCUGAAAAGACAAGUUAGUGACUGUAAACUCCCAAUAUAUCCGAUAGAGCAAAACACAUUUAUUCUAUAUUUAAAGGAAUACUCCAGAAAAAACACAAUUAUUCUAUAUUCCCUAGGCACCAUAACAACUGCAUUCUUACUGCAAGGGGUUAAACCAUUCUCAAGCGGUUUAACCCCAAGGUUGUCUCCAGUGUCAAUCAUCCAGCAUCUGAUAGUUCACUUUCAGCAAGCGUUGAGUGCUGCCGGGCAGGGGGCAUCACUGAUUAGCUGAGAGCGCAUUAACCCAAGAAAGCACCCUGGGCCUCCUGGUACCAUAACAACUUCAUUUAAUUGUGUUAUGGUGUCUAAACUGCCCAUUUAAAUGCUGAAGCCUGUGUAUAAGCAUAUUACUGUAUAUAGGCACAGUCAUUUUCACUAAAUUACUGUGAAGUAUUGCAAGUCACAGACACACUAAGGGGUUCAUUCAGUAAAAAGAAAAUUGUAGUAAACUGAAAACUAAGAUCUAAAGUUCUAAAAUAUCAAAGCGUUAACUCCUUUUAUCUUUGUCUAAAGUUUAAAAAUUGGGAUUUAAUUCACUAGGACUUGCUGUUGUGUGGAUAAUCCUUUAUCGGCGGUUUGCUCACAUGAUCUACCUGUUGUUGUUUUUAUCAAUUCUUAAUGUGAUGUGAGUCAUAGUUGCAGUUUAGCAAUGUUACAAAGUCUUCACUUAGCUAAAAUACCCCAUAGCGAGCAGGAACAUGAUUUAUGGCUGGAGCAUAAAUCAUGUUCCUGCUUGUGGUCCUCCACAAAUAAAGGUGGUGCUUGUAGCGGAAUGGAUGCUCUAGCUACUUUUUUAUUCCCUUUUGUUUCGGCUGUCUGUACACCCCUUGUUUGUUUUUAGAACCAAAUAUGUGUGUCCCCCCAGAUUCCUUUUUGUAUUUUGGUUACCCUGUGCCCAUUAUUGGUGCAGGGUAUGUUGAAUUGCUUGUCUGUGCCUCUCACCCUCCCCCUUUUUCCUGUCCUAUUGUUUCACCAGCAGGGCGCUGUCCCAGAGAUACUGCCAGACCAGUUUAAACCAGCUGCUUUGUCCCUCCUCAAUCUCCCAUAAGCCCUUACUAUUGUCUGACCCCACCCUUCCUUAUAUUAUACUACUCUAUGCACCAUUGUAUGUAAAUGAGGCUGUUGGGGGCUUUAAAUCAUGUGUACUAUGUCUAGUAAAGUCAGUUGACCCCCAGAACUCUGUGUCGUCCAGUUACUGGGGGAAAGUGCCUUGGGAUAUUUUAUUGUUUAUUUCAGCUACAAGCACUAAACAGGGGAGAUACCUAUGCUAAGUACUGGAGCUCCGCUACAAUGCUAAUCUGUAUAAUAACACUGCACCACUACGUAGUAUGAAACCAAGUUCAAAGCUACCUUGAAAAAAAUAUUCUAAGACCAAAUAUCAGAACUUUGUGUGUAAUAAAUGCACCAACACGGCAACGUGGAGCCCUUGUUCAUUUAUUUAAGCACAAUGUAAAUUCACUUUUCAUGUGAUGAUGGUAAAUAACUUAACUCUCUGUUUUUUGUUUUUUAGAUCUGUGAAGUAAUUUUAUUUUUUUUUACAUGUGAAAGUUAUAAUUAUCAUUGCUCGCAUUUGUGUGAAGUACUACCAAAUAAUACUACCUUGAAAUAUUGUUCAUAUAUAUAUUUGUAAUGAGACACAACAGGCAAGUCUUUUUCAAGGGUUUAUUUCGAAACCAAAAGGUGACAUUUAGGCUUCUCAGUUUUGCGAAAGGCUCUGUGUGUGUUGAAACAUAACCUGCUGGUUUGAAUAUACAUUAUUGAAAAUGACUAACCUACCUUGUCACUGGAUUGUCCUGUUAUACGGAUGAGUUUGGCUGCCCCCGACAAGUGAGACUAGUCUUUGGUCCUUUUAGCCAUUGGAUUUUCAAUUAAUUACAAUUUCACAGUUUAGUUAAUAAAUACACCGCAAAAUAUAUUACUCAAAGUGCAUUGUUACAGUUAAUUUAUAGACUGUUAAGAGCAGCCAGGAGUUGAAUAUGUGGGGUUAGGAAACAUCAGAGCAUUUUCCAGGGUACAACAGCAGUCUGCAAUGCCCUGUGAAAUACUGAUUUCUGAUGUGUUGUGUUUUUUUUUUGUUUGUUUUUUAAGAACAAUAGACAGAAAAUCUGAGAAAUAUAUAUAUAUUUGCAUAGAAAUCAAGCUAGUUAUGACGAGCAAUUCUCUUUCCCCAGGGUUGUAAACAAAAGCUGCUCAUUUAAAAUGUCAUUGGAACUCUUUAAUUAAUUUUUCUUGUAAAUGUCACUGGAAUAUUACAUUCUAAUAAUGGUAAACAUGUGAUUGGAUUAUUUUAGAACAAUGUGCUCUUCUACAGAUGCAUUUGAUGUUGAUCUCAAAAUGCAUUGGAAUGUUUAUAUAAUGCUGAAGAAUAACAAUCUCUGUUGGUGUUUUAAUAGAGACGUGUCACCAAAAUAUUGAAUAUAAUAAUGAUAAUUUAAAAUAAUCUAUCCACUCUGCUUACUAAUGUGUAAUUCAGGGGUUCUUCAGAAUUAUAUUUUAAAUACUUUCAGGAAUGAUGAGGAAUUAAAAAUGCAGAACAUAAAAAAAAAAACCCAAUAAAUUAUAAUUAAAAAAAAGAAAAAGUGUGUGUGUGUGUGUGUCUGCACUCAACAACUGCAUUCCUUUUUACUUGCCUCAGUGCAAGUCUCUGGCCAAAAUGCACAUACCAAGUAAUGGACUGAAACUUUCAUAUUGGAUUUGUAAGCUGUGUGCAGAGCAGUUUCAACAAAUACAGCAGUUUUUUGUUGUUUUUUGUCUAAAUCAGUCCUGUGAGUGUUACAUAGCUGAAAAGAGACUUACGUCCAUCAAGUUCAGCCUUCCUCACAUAUGUUUUUGCUGAUGAUCCAAAAGAAAGCAAAAAACCCAGUCUUCCAAUUUUUGCAACGAACCAGGAAAAAAUUCCUUCUUGACCCCCAAAUAGCAGUGCUUCUAGGUUUGUGUGUUUGUUUGUGUAUAUCUGUAUGUAUAUGUGUGUGUGUGUGUGUGUGUAUAAAAAUAUGUAUGUAUUUAUCAGUGUGUGUGUAUGUGUAUAUAUAUAUAUAUAUAUAUAUAUAUAUAUACACACACACACUUAUUUUUAAUUGUGUAUUUUUUAUUUACGUAGUGAUUUAAAUUUGCACAAAGUAAUUGCUUUUUUUUUUUUGCACUCUGUUUUCAGAGGAGGCCAAGGGUGAUGAGUCAAGUGUAUCAACGACGGAUGUCUCACUGGAAGGUAACACAAAAAUACCCAAAGACGCUAUCGUCAGUGAGUCACCUGGCACUGAAGAAGACAAAGAAACCAAAGAGCUUUCUUCCACACCUCUUCCCACAGAAGGCCCAUCAGCUGAAUCUAAUCUGUCUCACACACCCAAUGAAUCUGAAGAAUAAGGAGGAACUAACCUGAUCAGCUUAUGCCGCAUUCUGCAGACCACCCCAAUCUUCAUUAUUAUUUUACAUUAAACCACCACAAGUAUUUUUCUGAAGGCUUCUGGCAUGUAUAUGGUUUAGCAAGGUGUUUUUUUUUGGAUUUCCUCCCUCUACAUACUUCUUAAAUAGUAGACACUGCUUGGGUUAUUCACUAAACUCUGAAUUGCUGUGGACUGAAACUGGAUUGUAAAUUCAUAGCCGAGCUGUGGCUGAGCUGCAGAUUGUUUUUUCACAAAUCUGCUCUUUUUUCCUGGGUUUUGCAAUUCUGUUCUCAAUGCACAACAAAUUGGGAUGUAGUGAAUGUACACAAAUUGAGAAGAAUACAGGGGGAAAAAAGGAAAGACCGUAGGGACAAACCUGUAUGCCUUCUGGUAUUAUUGUUCAACUAGUAUUUUCUUAUUUGGUCACCUAUUAAUAUUGUACUGUUUGGAAUCUUUUAGAUCUGCUACUUGAUUUUCCUCUAAAUGUUUUUUUCCCAAGAUGUUAUACCUGGGGUACAAUUUUCUGUAAUCUGUUGAGGGUAUUCUAAAAAUUCUUCCAUGAUAACAAUGGAUAGAAUUGUAAAAAUGUCUAUAAUUUGUUUUGCGGGAUAUUGGAGCCCAUGUGAUACACGCGGAAUGGUAGCCAGCUAAAUGAAGAGCAGCCUAAAAAUAUUGCCUCUCCCAUAUCUUCCCUUAUUUUAUUUUAUCAAUGGGUUAUAGAUCAGGUCACAAAUAAGUUUUGCUUAUUUCCUUUUUCAUUUCCACAACAAAUUUGUUUUUCACUUCAUUAUUGUUCACAAUUUCUCUAGCUGUAAUUAUAACAGUGAUUUUCAUCCAAAAAUAUAAAUCACAUCAUCUUAAUGCACCGUGGCUUCCACAUUGAAUACAGUUUAAACCAUAGAUUCCAAUGUAACUACUCAUAUUAUGUAUUGGAUUUAUAGUGAGAAAAUCCAAAAAUCGAUGCAGAUCUAUGUAAUAGUCUUCACUGGCACAGGUUUCUAAAAUAUAUUUAAAAAAAUGUAAAAAAAAAAAAAAAAGGUAAAUAGAUUGACUGUCUGUGUCAUUUAGCAAUGCAAUAAGAAAUUGAACAUGUGAAAAUAUUUAUACAAAAUAGAUGUCUGUUUUGUUCGAUUUCCAUAUAUUAUAAUGUGCCCCCUGAGUAUUCUGACAUUCCGUGACCAGCAGUAGCUUCAUAUAAGUGAUCAAUUUCAAUGGUAAUAUUGUUGUUUAUAGUUUAAGAAAAUAUUGAUCCAUGUUUUCUUUAUUGAUUUAUUUCAUCGGUGACGGUUAAUAUGGUUUGGACUUCAUCUAUUUUCUUUAUAUAUGAUAUUUAGAACUUGUUCUUCCUUCAUUUAAUAAAACAUAUGACUACUUACCAGCCCUAUGAAAACUGGUGAUAAAACUAAAUAUUUUCAGACCUACAGACUUUAAAUAUAUUUUUAUUAAAGCUAGAAUGUAAAACAUGUUAGAUUGUACAUAUGCAGUUGCUUGCUAAAUUCAGUAGGUUAUGUUUUGUAUUUGUCACUUUGGCUUUUUUUUGUCGCCAUCUAGUGUCUGAAUAAAUGUCACCUGAAUGUAUUUCUUAAAACCUCAAUUUCAAAUACAGUCAAUGGUGUAAUUUACUCUGUUCAAUUAUAUAGUGUUCAUUCAAGGUUAAUAGUUUUUCAGAAAUGCUAAUAAAAGUUAUAAAUAUUAUUAGUUUUAGGCUUUUUCC
Molecule: messenger RNA, 23748 nt
Organism: Pelobates cultripes (western spadefoot toad)
Lineage: Eukaryota; Metazoa; Chordata; Amphibia; Anura; Pelobatidae
Source: the annotation of a GenBank genome assembly